CACAAGUUAGCGGAUUUCGCCAUGUGGAAGAGUGGUUGCGUUGUUUAUCAUUGAAAACAUAAUCAUAUCUGAUACAUUUAGUUAGUCAAAGCUGUCUAUUUUCAUUCCUUUUUACAGUAAUAUUUUAGUACGAUGUCCUCGUGUGUUUCUCAGAUUUCUAAAAUGCACUGUUGGUUUCAAUGAUAGCGCUUUCAGUUUGGAGCAAGGGUUUCCAUAUCGUACACAGUUGCUCGAAGUUUCGUCAUUUGAUCACCGGGUUUGGGUAUAAAAGGCAAAGGACUGUUGCUGUGUCUGUCAGAUGCAAGAUGUCAGCGGCAAUAGAUGUGCCGGUAAAUGAGGUGAAGGAGGGUAAGGCAGAAGUUCUGACACCUUCCUCCGUGUUCUACAAUCCUGUACAGGAGUUCAACAGAGAUCUGACGAUCGCAGUCAUCUCGGAAUUUGUCCACGACCACUUUGAUACAGUAAGGGAAAGAGAAGCCAAAUCAGCGAGAAAGAAAGUAUUAGAACAAAAUGAGGCAACAUCUGGCGAAGAUGCUGUGAAAGUGAAGCAACAGACAGGCAGUGAUGAAGACAAUGCCACUGAUUCUAAAGUUGAUGAUGUCGAGUUAACAGCUGGUGUCUCCCACCUAAAUGGAAUUAGAAUUUUAGAGGGUUUGGCAGCAUCUGGACUGAGAUCAGUCCGCUUUGGUUUAGAAAUUCCUGGUGUGAAAGAAGUCAUUGCAAAUGAUUUUGAUAAAAAUGCUGUUGGUUUUAUCGACCAGAAUAUUUCCAAGAACAAACUGUCAGGCCUCGUUCGGUCGAACUGUGGAGAUGCUGCAAUGGUCAUGUACCAAAAUAAAGGUCUGAAAGAUAGAUUUGAUGUUAUUGACCUUGACCCUUAUGGCAGUCCGUCUGUAUUUCUUGACUCUGCUGUCCAGGCCGUGAGAGAUGGAGGCCUACUCUGCGUCACUUGUACAGACAUGGCUGUCUUGUGCGGUAAUUCAUGCGAGACCUGCUACUCAAAAUAUGGAUCUGUGUCAUUGAAGGCCAAAUUUUGUCAUGAAAUGGCAUUGAGAAUCAUCCUCCAGUCGAUCGAAUCAGCAGCAAAUCGAUAUUCCCGCUACAUUCAACCACUUAUCUCAGUGAGUGCUGAUUUCUAUGUGAGAGUAUUCGUCAAAGUGUUCACAGGCCAAGUGAAAGUGAAACAGUCUGUUACAAAAUUAGCUCAUGUUUAUCACUGCUCAGGAUGUGGAUCACAUGUCCUGCAAAAACUUGCAAACAAAACCCCAACCAAGGGAGAUAACUACAAAUUCACACCUGCACUGGCGCCAUCGGCACAACAAGUGUGUGAUCAUUGUGGAUUUAAGCAACACAUUGGUGGCCCAAUAUGGGCUGACCCCAUGCAUGAUAGAGACUUUCUUACAAAGGUAAUACAACGAGUAUCAUCCAAUCAGGAACUGUUUAAUACAUCAGAGAGGAUUCUGGGAAUGCUGAGCAUGAUGUCCGAGGAGCUGGCAGAUGUUCCACUGUACUACACACUGGAUGAGGUCUGCAACGUUCUCCACUGUACUGCUCCUAGUAUAGUUCAGUUCAGGUCUGCUGUGCUGAACGCUGGGUAUCGGGCAUCACUUACCCACUGUGCCAAGAACGCCCACAAGACUGAUGCACCGGGGAAGGUGGUGUGGGACAUAAUGCGUGCCUGGGUGAAGGAUCACCCAGUGAAGGCUAGUCGUCUUCAAAGUGAAACACCAGCUAAGGCAAUCCUGGACACAGAGCCAGUGACAGAGGUAUCCUUCAGCCUUCACCCUGAUGCCAACCCCCAGUCACGCCAGAAGGGGCUGCUGCGGUGGCAGGUGAACCCCGAGCCAGACUGGGGGCCCAAACCCCGGGCCAAGAAGUCCAACACGGAGGAGAGUCUCAGUGAGAAAAGAGACAGAUGUCGGGGCAAGAGAAAGGAAAGACAGGGGGACAAGAGCUUCCUGAAGCAGUACCCAUGCAAGAAGUACAAGAUUGGGGAGUGUGACCUUGGAGACGGCUGUGUCUACAACCAUGAAAUGGAGCAGACUUAGCACAAUUACAGCUUGUAAAGCUCAUAUAUAUAUAUAUAUAUAUAUGGUAUAUUGAUCAACAUCAGUGCUUUGCAUAAAUAGGGAAGGAAGGAAGGAUAUUUGGUGGCAGUGCUGUAAUACCAGUUGUGUGUCAGACAAUAGUUACCAUGGUGAUACUGGAGUCUUUGUAAAAAAGCUGUAAAUAUGUGAAUAUUAAAUUAAUUAAACUUGAUCUUAGUAA
Molecule: messenger RNA, 2268 nt
Organism: Haliotis rubra (blacklip abalone)
Lineage: Eukaryota; Metazoa; Mollusca; Gastropoda; Lepetellida; Haliotidae
Product: tRNA (guanine(26)-N(2))-dimethyltransferase-like
Exons: 4
Coding region: 180-2048 (622 amino acids)
Biological process (GO): tRNA N2-guanine methylation
Cellular component (GO): nucleus
Molecular function (GO): RNA binding; metal ion binding
Source: RefSeq, a predicted model, not a curated record